AAAACAUGAUCCGCUACACGGGCAGCCCGGACAGCUUGCGCUCCCGGACGCCCAUGAUCACGCCCGACCUGGAGAGCGGGGUCAAGAUGUGGCACCUGGUCAAGAACCACGAACACGGAGACCAGAAGGAAGGCGACCGAGGGAGCAAGAUGGUGUCAGAGAUCUAUCUGACCAGGCUACUGGCCACCAAGGGCACAUUACAGAAGUUCGUCGAUGACCUCUUUGAGACCAUCUUCAGCACCGCCCACCGUGGUAGCGCCCUCCCGCUGGCCAUCAAGUACAUGUUUGACUUCUUGGACGAGCAGGCGGACAAGCACAACAUCCACGACCCCCACGUCCGGCACACCUGGAAGAGCAACUGCUUGCCGUUGAGGUUUUGGGUCAACAUGAUCAAAAACCCACAGUUUGUCUUCGACAUCCACAAGAACAGCAUCACGGACGCCUGCCUCUCAGUGGUGGCCCAGACCUUCAUGGACUCCUGCUCAACCUCGGAGCACCGUCUGGGCAAAGACUCCCCUUCCAAUAAGCUCCUCUACGCCAAGGACAUCCCCAGUUACAAGAACUGGGUGGAGAGGUACUAUUCAGAUAUCGGCAAGAUGCCAGCGAUCAGUGACCAGGAUAUGAACGCCUACCUGGCCGAGCAAUCUCGCAUGCACAUGAAUGAAUUCAACACCAUGAGCGCGCUCUCUGAAAUCUACUCCUACGUGGGCAAGUACAGUGAAGAGAUCCUCGGUGCCCUCGAUCAAGACGACCAGGCUGGCAAGCAAAAACUGGCCUACAAACUUGAACAAGUUAUAACCCUCAUGAGCAUAGACAGCUGAGAACCGCCAUUCCAGGGGACUCCCUGGGAGGGGUUGCAAGAAAGAAAGGAAGGAAGGAAGAAAGAAAGAAAAAAAAAACCAAGCCGUGCCUCAGUCCAGAACAUCCUCUUUACCAAGUGCAAGUUUCCGAUUGGCCGUCGAGCUGAGCCGCCCGAACCGUUCUCGAUUCCUCUCCGGCUCGCUCGCCAAACCUGUGGACACCGACAAGCAACAAGGCCUCAAGGAUUCGAGGGAUGUCUCCUGUGGAGGAAUCCCCAGAUGUGGAGGAGGAGCUCCCUCGUCCGCCGACUCCCCUUCUGCCUUCAU
Molecule: messenger RNA, 1127 nt
Organism: Gekko japonicus
Lineage: Eukaryota; Metazoa; Chordata; Lepidosauria; Squamata; Gekkonidae
Product: plexin-A4-like
Exons: 5
Biological process (GO): semaphorin-plexin signaling pathway involved in axon guidance; regulation of cell migration; positive regulation of axonogenesis
Cellular component (GO): semaphorin receptor complex
Molecular function (GO): semaphorin receptor activity
Source: RefSeq, a predicted model, not a curated record